CCAACAAACUCAAGUUCCUUAAAUACCUUUUGUAAAAUCAUAUUCUAAUUCUUUCCAUCUAAUUUUAUUACAAUAUUAGUGCAUGCACAACUAAUCGAUACAAAAAAAAAACAAAUCGUGACAAUGCAAUACCAAAACACUAGGUCAAGGCAAAGGUCAUCGUCUUCCGAGUCGAUGGAGAGGGUGGCUAGGCUAGCAUCAGGAAGCGCGGUGGUGAUAUUUAGCUCGAGUAGUUGUUGCAUGUGCCAUGCAAUGAAGAGGUUGUUUUGUGAGCUCGGGGUGAGCCCGAUGGUGUAUGAGUUAGACCAAGACCCUAAUGGAAAAGGAAUGGAGAAGGCGCUUUCAAAGCUUAUUGGCAACUCACCCGCCAUACCGGUUGUGUUCAUAGGUGGUGAACUAAUCGGAUCGAUGGAUACAGUUAUGGCUUCUCAUAUUAAUGGCACUCUUAUCCCACUUCUCAAAGAAGCUGGAGCUCUCUGGCUGUAACAGUUUUUCCUUUUUAGUCUGUUAAGAAAAUUGAGUGAUCAUAUUCUUCCAUUUUCGAAUAUAUCGUAAUUUUUAAUGAACUUCCUAUUUUGUCCUUAGUCAUGACAUGUUCUCUAUAAAUGUUAUAUUUAAGGUAAUGAAUUUUCGAUCGAA
Solanum pennellii is the source of this 639-nucleotide messenger RNA. Its product is annotated as glutaredoxin-C1-like. The record is from RefSeq and is a predicted model, not a curated record. Lineage: Eukaryota; Viridiplantae; Streptophyta; Magnoliopsida; Solanales; Solanaceae. The coding region runs from base 124 to 486 and encodes 120 amino acids. The transcript has a single exon.